Malaya genurostris is the source of this 1260-nucleotide messenger RNA. RefSeq lists its product as uncharacterized. Lineage: Eukaryota; Metazoa; Arthropoda; Insecta; Diptera; Culicidae. The record is from RefSeq and is a predicted model, not a curated record. Bases 1 to 1260 code for a protein of 419 amino acids. Gene Ontology annotation, molecular function: nucleic acid binding. The transcript has 2 exons.
AUGGUGUUGCUGAUGACGUUGAUUUGCAGCAAAUCACGAAUCUUGCCGCAGAAAUCGAACAAGAAGAAGAAGAUUACAACCCCUCAAGCAGAGCUACAGGCAGCUCUAUUAUUAUCACAGCUUACCAUUGUAUUAUGCUGGUUACAGAAAUCACCUGAUUCGCUGACUGUGUUCGUCGGAAAUCGUGUACGACAAAUACAGCAGCUCCCCGCCGAUUAUUCUUGGAAGUACGUGCCGUCGAAGGAGAAUCCCGCAGAUCUGAUAUCGCGUGGGGUACCUCCAUCUGAACUUGGAAAACGAACGAUUUGGUGGAAUGGACCAUCUAUUUUUCUUAGUGAUAAUCCGAACAUCGAUCAACCAGCAUCUCUUCCAGAAGCGGACUUACCUGAGUUGAGACGAAGAGGACUUGUAACUGUACUAGGACCUUCGAGAUUGAAGAUUUUCGACCGAAUCAGUCGGUACCCGAUCAUACAACGUGUGAUGGCGUAUGUCAUUCGAUUUUGUGAUUACAUCCGAAGUUAUAGAACGACGUUGACCAAGGGACUGCCAACAGUAUCGGAAAUACACAGAGCAUCAACUCUGAUUGUUCGCAUGGUGCAAAACGAAACUUUUCAUCGAGAAUUGCAGAUGUUGAAGGAUGACAAGGAAGGCAAGGUAUUGUUUCAAAACCUCAACCCUUUCAUUGAUCCAAAUGAUGGGAUACUGCGAGUUGGUGGAAGACUGAAGCACGCAGUUUUACCGUACGAACACAAACACCAAGCCUUGCUUCCCGAGACUCAUCCAUUCACAGUGACGUUGAUCAGGCAUCUGCAUUGCACUAAUAUGCAUCUUGGCCAACGUAACUUAUUAGGAGUUGUACGACAACAGUAUUGGCCGCUCAAGGCUAAAAACAUCAUUCGAAAGAUACUACAUCACUGCAUACCGUGCUUCCGAAUGAAACCCAAGAAGUCUACGCAACUGAUGGGAGAUCUACCGGACUAUCGAGUUCAGCCUUCACCAGUGUUUUCACAUUCGGGCUUGGACUUUGCAGGAUCUUUCAAGUUAUGGCUGAGUGCCAAUACAAGAAAUCCGACAACCACCAAGGGGUACGUUUGUUUAUUCGUCUGCAUGGCAACCCGUGCAGUGCACCUAGAAGCGGUAUCCGAUUUAUCUACUGAAACGUUCAUGGCCGCACUCCAACGAUUCGUCAGUCGCCGUGGUCUGCCGCAGAAGCUGUAUUCCGACAACGCGAUUUAUUUUAACUCACAUUCCAAUAAAUAG